This is a messenger RNA of Odobenus rosmarus divergens (Pacific walrus), 2493 nucleotides long. It is a transcript of the gene SEMA4B, whose product is annotated as sema domain, immunoglobulin domain (Ig), transmembrane domain (TM) and short cytoplasmic domain, (semaphorin) 4B. The transcript is spliced from 14 exons. NCBI's taxonomy places the organism in Eukaryota, Metazoa, Chordata, Mammalia, Carnivora, Odobenidae. The record is from RefSeq and is a predicted model, not a curated record. Gene Ontology annotation, biological process: semaphorin-plexin signaling pathway; axon guidance; negative regulation of axon extension involved in axon guidance. Gene Ontology annotation, molecular function: semaphorin receptor binding; chemorepellent activity. The coding region runs from base 1 to 2493 and encodes 830 amino acids.
AUGGGCCGGGGGAGCCGACCGUGCGCCCCGUGGGGCGCGCUGCCGCCCCGGCCGCCGCCGCUACUCCUGCUGUUCCUGCUGCUGCUCCCGCCGCCGACUCCGGCGCUCGCCCCUCGGAUCAGCCUGCCGCUGGGCUCCCAAGAGCGGCCAUCCCUCAGAUUUGGAGCAGAAAAUGUCUCCAACUACACGGCCCUUCUGCUGAGCAGGGAUGGCAAGACUCUGUAUGUGGGCGCCCGAGAGGCCCUCUUUGCUCUCAACACCAGCACCAGCUUCCUGCCUGGCGGGGUGUACCAGGAGCUGCCGUGGAGCGCAGAUGCCGAGAGGAGACAGCAGUGCAGCUUCAAGGGCAAGGACCCGCAGCGCGACUGUCAAAACUACAUCAAGAUCCUCCUGCCACUCAACAGUACUCACCUGUUCACCUGCGGCACGGCGGCCUUCAGCCCUGUGUGCACCUACAUCAAUGUGGAGAACUUCACUUUGGCACAGGACGAGGUGGGGCACAUCCUCCUGGAAGAUGGCAAGGGCCGUUGUCCCUUUGACCCCAAUUUCAAGUCCACGGCCCUGAUGGUUGAUGGUGAGCUCUAUACCGGAACAGUCAGCAGCUUCCAAGGGAAUGACCCGGCCAUCUCCCGGAGCCAAAGCCUCCGCCCCACCAAGACCGAGAGCUCCCUCAACUGGCUCCAAGACCCAGCGUUUGUGGCCUCGGCCUAUAUUCCCGAGAGCCUGGGCAGCUUGGAAGGGGACGAUGACAAGAUCUACUUCUUCUUCAGCGAGACUGGCCAGGAGUUUGAGUUCUUUGAGAACACAAUCGUGUCCCGCAUCGCCCGCAUCUGCAAGGGGGACGAGGGCGGUGAGCGGGUCCUGCAGCAGCGCUGGACGUCCUUCCUGAAGGCCCAGCUGCUAUGCUCGCGGCCAGACGACGGCUUCCCAUUCAAUGUGCUGCAGGAUGUCUUCACGUUGAGCCCCAGCCCGCAGGACUGGCAUGACACCCUGUUCUAUGGGGUCUUCACAUCCCAGUGGCACAGGGGGACCACAGAGGGCUCUGCCGUCUGCGUCUUCACCAUGAAGGACGUGCAGAAUGCCUUCAAUGGCCUCUACAAGGAGGUGAACCGUGAGACACAGCAGUGGUACACCGUGACCCACCCAGUGCCCACACCCCGGCCCGGAGCGUGCAUCACCAACAGUGCCCGGGAGAGGAAGAUCACCUCAUCCCUGCAGCUCCCAGACCGUGUGCUGAACUUCCUCAAGGACCACUUCCUGAUGGACGGGCAGGUCCGCAGCCACCUGCUGCUGCUGCAGCCCCGGGCCCGCUACCAGCGUGUGGCUGUCCACCGUGUGCCUGGCCUGCACCGCACCUAUGACGUGCUCUUCCUGGGCACUGGUGAUGGCCGGCUGCACAAGGCGGUGGCCGUGGGCUCCAGGGUGCACAUCAUUGAGGAGCUCCAGGUCUUCCCAGCGGGACAGCCCAUCCAGAACCUGCUCCUGGACGCCGACAGGGGACUGCUCUACGCCGCCGCCUCCUCUGGCGUGGUCCAGGUGCCCGUCGCCAACUGCAGCCUGUACCAGAGCUGUGGGGACUGCGUCCUCGCCCGGGACCCCUACUGUGCUUGGAGCCGUUCCAGAUGCACACACAUCAGCCUCUACCAGCCUGAGACGGCCUCCAGGCCAUGGAUCCAGGACAUUGAGGGGGCUAACACCAGGGAUCUCUGCAAUACUUCUUCACCUGGGCCCCGGUCUUCUGUACUCACAGGUGAGAAGCGAUGUGAGCAAGUCUACUUCCAGCCCAACACGGUGAACACCUUGGCCUGCCCCCUCCUCUCCAACCUAGCCACCCGGCUCUGGCUACACAAUGGUCUCCCUGUCAAUGCCUCAGCCUCCUGCCAUGUGUUGCCCGCUGGGGACCUGCUGCUGGUGGGCAGCCAGCAGGAACUGGGGGUAUUCCAGUGCUGGUCCCUGGAGGAGGGCUUCCGGCAGCUGGUGGCCUGUUACUACCCAAAGGUGGUGGACGACAUGCUGGCAGACCGAGCCGACCGGAGCGGCAGCAUCCCCGUCGUCAUCAGCACGUCCCGGGUGAGCGCACCAGUGGGCGGCAAGGCCAGCUGGGGUGUAGACAAGUCCUACUGGACCGAGUUCCUGGUGAUGUGCACGCUGUUUGUGUUCGCCGUGGUGCUCUUCAUUUUAUUCUUCCUCUAUCGGCACCGGGGUGGCAUGAAAGUCUUUCUGAAGCAGGGCGAGUGUGCCAGUGUGCACCCCAAGGCCCGCCCCGUGGCGCUGCCACCUGAGACCCGGCCGCUUAAUGGCGUAGGCCCCCCUAGCACCCCACUCGACCACCGAGGCUACCAGGCCCUGUCAGAUAGCUCCCCGGCACCCCGCAUCUUCACUGAGUCAGAGAAGCGGCCGCUCAGCAUCCAGGACAGCUUUGUGGAGGUGUCCCCGGUGUGCCCCCGGCCCCGGGUCCGCCUGGGCUCUGAGAUCCGGGACUCCGUGGUGUGA